AUGCAGGACACAGGCAUGGCUCUGCUGGAAUCGAUAAACGCGGACAUCUACAAUAACGAGUUCUCCAGUGUUAAGUUCGGCAUCCGCUUGAGCUUGGGCUCAUCCGAUAACCACGUGCACGAGAACCUCUUCGAAGAGGGGUCCGACGAACCGACCGACGGGGUCAGCGACGGCCACCCCAGCGAUAACUUGUUCGGGAACAAGAGGAUCUUGAACGCAGCCAAAGGCGUUAAGAUCAAGGAGGGGGACGACGCAGUGAUCACCGGUGAGAAUGAGUAG
Messenger RNA from Ectocarpus sp. CCAP 1310/34, 279 nucleotides. The record is from the annotation of a GenBank genome assembly. Lineage: Eukaryota; Phaeophyceae; Ectocarpales; Ectocarpaceae.